AUGGAGAGGCGACAAUUACAGAUCGGAGGCGAAGCAACUGAUAUCAUGAGCUGGCUUUGGCACUGGACACAAGAAAAUGAGCCGGGUGAAUAUAACGAGGUUGAAAUUGCUCGAUCCCUUACAUCCGCUGUCUUUGGGGCAAUCCACACAACAACCCAGGUCCUUGUGCACUGUCUAUUCGAACUCGCCACACGGUCCGAAUAUGUGGACCCGUUGAGACACGAGGUGCAGCAAGCAUUUGAAUAUCAUGGAGGGUGGAAGAAGGAUGGCCUAGAGUCUAUGCUCAAGCUUGAUAGCUUUAUCAAAGAAUGCCAACGCUUUUACCCGCUUGACUCAGUUUUGUUUGACGAAAAAUUCUAUCCUCAUGCCCACGAGUUCGAUGGCUAUCAGUUCUAUCGACUUGGACAACAAACUGGCAAGCCACAGGACUUCCGAUUCGUAGCCACAAACACCAAAUAUCUGCAAUUCGGCGAUGGGAGGCAUACUUGCCCGGGUCGCUAUAUGGCGGCAGAUGAGAUUCGCCUAAUGCUCGGCCACAUCCUCCUUCAUUAUGAAAUAACAACCAAGAACAAUGAGGGCCGCCCAAAGAAUUGGUUCUUCAAGAAAAUUCUGUUUCCAGAUAUGAAGGGCUUGGUUGUCUUGAAGCCGCGCUUGAGGCCAUGA
This is a messenger RNA of Penicillium cataractarum, 663 nucleotides long. Its product is annotated as cytochrome P450. The transcript is spliced from 5 exons. Gene Ontology annotation, molecular function: monooxygenase activity; iron ion binding; oxidoreductase activity, acting on paired donors, with incorporation or reduction of molecular oxygen. NCBI's taxonomy places the organism in Eukaryota, Fungi, Ascomycota, Eurotiomycetes, Eurotiales, Aspergillaceae. The record is from RefSeq and is a predicted model, not a curated record. The coding region runs from base 1 to 663 and encodes 220 amino acids.